Molecule: messenger RNA, 1985 nt
Organism: Melopsittacus undulatus (budgerigar)
Lineage: Eukaryota; Metazoa; Chordata; Aves; Psittaciformes; Psittaculidae
Gene: TXNIP
Product: thioredoxin interacting protein
Exons: 8
Coding region: 118-1290 (390 amino acids)
Biological process (GO): protein transport
Cellular component (GO): cytoplasm
Molecular function (GO): ubiquitin protein ligase binding
Source: RefSeq, a predicted model, not a curated record
CGGCGCAGAGAGCGGAGCCUUGUGAGGCUGCGGACGGCAGAGCCCCGGGUUCGAGACCCAAAGCAACCGGAUUCCUCGUUCUUUUCCUCCUCAAGAGGCGAAACCAGCUCCUCAGCCAUGGUGAUGUUCAAGAAGGUGAAGACCUUUGUGAUGACCUUCAGUGAGCCGGACAAGAUCUACUGCAGCGGGGAGAAGGUGGUGGGACGGAUACUGGUGGAGGUGGCCGAGGUCACUCGUGUCAACGCCGUCAAGGUGCUGGCCUGCGGGGUGGCCAGAGUCAACUGGACCAAAGGGCCCCAGCAGUGCCGGCAGGAGAUGGAGUACCUGCGGUUUGAGGAUGUCCUCACCCUGGAGGAGCAGCCCACUGAUGGGGACGGCUCAGUGAUCCUGAGACCCGGCAACAAAUACGAGUACAAGUUUGGAUUCGAGCUUCCCCAAGGCCCCCUGGGCACCACCUUCAAGGGGAAGUAUGGAUGCGUGGAUUACUGGGUCAAGGCUUUCCUGGAGCGCCCGUCCUUUCCCACUCAAGAGAUCAAGAAGCGCUUCGAGGUGAUGGACCCAGUCGAUGUGAACACUCCAGAGCUGCUGUCUCCAGUGGCUGCCAAGAAGGAAAAGAAGGUGUCGUGCAUGUUCAUCCCCGAUGGGCGCGUGUCUGUCAGUGCUCAGAUCGACAGGAAGGGGUUUUGUGAUGGCGACGACAUCUGCAUCAAUGCCGACUUUGAGAACACGUGCUCACGCAUCGUGGUGCCCAAGGCAGCCAUCAUCGCCAAGCACACCUACCUGGCCAACGGGCAGACCAAGGUCUUCACCCAGAAGCUGUCCUGUGUCCGGGGCAACCACAUCAUCUCGGGCAUGUCAGAGUCCUGGCGGGGCAAAACCAUCCGAGUGAAGAAGCUCAAGCCUUCCAUCUUGGGCUGCCACAUCUUGCGUGUGGAGUACUUCCUGCAGAUCUACGUGAGCGUCCCGGGCUCCAAGAAGAUCAUCCUGGAGCUGCCCCUGGUCAUCGGCAGCCGCUCGGGCAUCGGCAGCCGCAGCUCCAGCAUGGCCAGUCAGGCCAGCUCCGAGAUGAGCUGGGUGAACCUCAACCUUCCCGAUGCUCCUGAAGCACCUCCAUGCUACCUGGACAUUGUCCCUGAGGACCAUCGCCUGGAGAGUCCCACCACUCCACUGCUGGAUGACACUGACAGCUUCGACAGCCCCAUCUUCAUGUACGCACCCGAGUUCAAGUUCAUGCCACCACCCACCUAUACGGAGGUGGAUCCCUGCAUCACCAACAACAACGUGCAGUGAGUUGAGGGUGACUCUUCCUGCUCUUUCUGGACUGCCGCCGGCCGCCGCGUGGUCCCAGCGCCCUGCCCUGGGCAGUGGGCAUGGAGGAGGUGCUGCAGCAUCCUUCCGAGCCUGGAUGUUCCCUCGGGAUCUUGCCUUGCCACCGGAAUCCUGCGGAAAAACCAGUCCCGGACUCCUGAGGUGCUCCCCUGGAAAUGAGGGAGCCUCGAGGUGGAGGUUGCAGAGGCAGGAGGGAGGAGAAGAGGCAGAUCCAACCCAAAGAGACUUGAUUCCCAAGCAAAAUCAAGCCAGGGACACUGUCCAUAGGGAUAUAGAGCUGCCUCUGAUCCAGUUUGAUCCACCGUCCUCAGGGACCUCGGUUCUGUGCCGGGAUGUGCCAUGAGCAUAGUUGGUUGUUGCUCUUGAGCGUUGUUGCUGCUGCCACAAUAGAGAGGCCACGAUGGAGGGAGGCCUCCUGUGGAGGCUGAGUUGUUCCCGAGUGCUGGAACCAAACUCCAUCGGCUCUUCCCUGGAAAGAGGAAGAGCUCUGGAAUCCGGAAUGCCUCCAGUGUUGGCCAUAGGGCAGCAAGUUCUUUUUGUACUUGUUUUGUAGUUAGUUUGGGGGGGGAGGGGAGGAAAUGGGCUCUUUUGUACCACUGACACUGUGUGCCCCUGUGGGGUGACGUUUGUAAUAAAGAUCCAGUGCGAUUGUCACA